GGGCGGCGGCCGCUGGGCGGAACUAGAUGCUCCGCGGCUGCUCUUGCUGCUCCCCGAAGGGGCCCAGGUCCCCGCAGCCCCCUUCCCUGUAUACAUCUUGCUACUCGCGGAGCCCCUCGGAAAGGGCCAGUACCCCUCGGCCCCGCCGCCCUGGGCCUGACGCGGCAGGACCUGACCCGGCCAAGAUGCCCCCGACCCUCUUCCAGAAGCUGUUCAACAAAAGGAGCGGGCUGGGCUCCCCCGGCCGGGACGCUCGGGACCCCGACUGCGUGUGCAGUUGGCCUUUGUCGGAGUUUGAUCCAAGCCAGAUUCGACUAAUCGUGUAUCAAGAUUGUGAAAGAAGAGGGAGGAAUGUCUUGUUCGACUCUAGUACUAAAAGAAAAACUGAGGACAUAUCUGUGUCGAAACUUUGCAGUGAUGCUCAGGUUAAAGUCUUUGGAAAAUGCUGCCAACUGAAACCUGGAGGAGACAGUUCUUCUUCUUUGGAUAGUUCUAUUAAUUCUUCAGAUACAAAAGAGCAGUGUCCAAAAUACCAGGGUUCUCGGUGUUCUUCUGAUGCCAAUAUGCUUGGAGAGAUGAUGUUUGGCUCAGUAGCCAUGAGUUAUAAGGGUUCUACCCUAAAAAUUCAUCAAAUUCGUUCUCCUCCCCAACUUAUGCUCAGCAAAGUUUUUACUGCACGGACUGGAAGUAGCAUCUAUGGAAGUCUAAACACGCUACAAGACAGUCUUGAAUUCAUUAAUCAGGACAAUAAUACUUUAAAGGCAGAUAAUAAUACGAUUAUCAAUGGACUUCUUGGAAAUAUAGGUCUUUCACAGCUUUGCAGCCCUAGGAGGGCAUUCUCUGAGCAAGGCCCGCUCCGCCUGAUCAGGAGCGCCUCUUUCUUUGCAGUUCACAGCAACCCAAUGGACAUGCCUGGAAGAGAACAGAAUGAAGACAGAGAUAGUGGCAUAGCACGCUCUGCAUCUCUUAGCAGUUUGCUUAUUACUCCCUUUCCCUCUCCAAACUCCUCACUUACCAGAAGUUGUGCUAGUAGUUACCAACGACGCUGGCGACGCAGUCAGACAACCAGUUUGGAAAAUGGUGUCUUUCCUAGGUGGUCUAUAGAAGAAAGCUUUAACCUGUCUGAUGAAAGCUGUGGCCCAACUCCUGGGAUUGUUAGGAAAAAGAAGAUUGCAAUUGGUGUAAUUUUUUCACUUUCCAAAGAUGAAGAUGAAAAUAGCAAAUUUAAUGAAUUCUUUUUUUCGCACUUUCCUCUCUUUGAAAGCCACAUGAACAAAUUGAAGAGUGCAAUAGAACAAGCUAUGAAAAUGAGCCGGAGGUCAGCUGAUGCCAGUCAACGGAGUUUGGCAUAUAAUCGUAUUGUUGAUGCCCUAAAUGAAUUCAGAACAACAAUUUGUAAUCUUUACACGAUGCCCCGGAUUGGAGAACCUGUCUGGCUCACAAUGAUGUCUGGAAUCUCUGAAAAGAACCAGCUUUGUCAUCGUUUCAUGAAAGAAUUCACUUUUCUAAUGGAAAAUGCUUCCAAAAACCAAUUCUUACCAGCUCUCCUUACAGCAGUCCUGACCAAUCAUCUUGCCUGGGUCCCAACAGUCAUGCCUAAUGGACAACCACCUAUAAAAAUAUUUUUAGAAAAACAUUCCUCUCAGAGUGUGGACAUGCUGGCAAAGACUCAUCCCUAUAACCCACUGUGGGCACAACUAGGAGACUUAUAUGGAGCAAUCGGCUCUCCAGUAAGAUUAGCAAGGACAGUAGUGGUUGGCAAAAGACAAGACAUGGUCCAGAGGCUCCUUUAUUUUCUUACCUAUUUCAUAAGAUGCUCUGAACUUCAAGAGACCCAUCUCUUAGAAAAUGGAGAAGAUGAAGCCAUAGUCAUGCCAGGAACGAUUAUUACCACAACCUUAGAAAAAGGUGAAGUUGAGGAAUCUGAAUAUGUGCUUAUCACAAUGCACAGGAACAAAAGCAGUUUGCUCUUUAGAGAUUCAGAAGAAACAGGGGCUCCUCAUUGUGACUGUAAAUAUUGCAAAUGCCCAUUUGUUGUACAAAAUAUAGAGAAUGUUUCACAACAAGAGAGAAAUAUUCAAGGCACAUCUCAGCAGUUGCUGGAAACUUCUUCAGAUGAGUGCAGGAUAAUUUCUCCUUCUAGCUGCCAAGAAAAUGCUGUUGACAUUAAGCAGUGCAGAGAUAAAUUGCGAACUUGUCUUGACACCAAGUUAGAGACCAUAGUUUGCACAGGAUCUGCUCCAGUAGACAAAUGUGUGUUGGCAGACUCGGGACUGGAACCAACAAUAGAAACCUGGAGAAGUGAGGAAUCACUGGACUCAGGGAACCAGUCGGGCAAAGGGAUGAGAUCAACAGGCAUAGCUGUGGAAAAGAAACCCCCAGAUAAGCUCAUGCCUACCACAUUUUCUUGUGAUGCUUCGCAGACAAAGGUUACGUUCCUAAUUGGGGAUUCCAUGUCACCUGAUUCAGACACGGAAAUCAGAAGUCAGGCUGUUGUGGAUCAAAUCAUAAGGCAUCACAUCAAACCAGCAAAGGAGAAAAGGAUGACUGAUGCUGAACAUCAUGAAACUAAGCUUGCGGUUGAGGACCAAAUCAGGGAUCCUAGAGUACAUGAAAUGUUUCCCAGAGUUGCCAGUGCCCUUCCAAAUUGGAAUCAUUCAAAUCUGGAGAACAUGAGUUUAUUUGAUGAAUAUUUUAAUGAUGACUCAAUCGAAACCAGGACUAUUGAUGAUGUUCCAGUUAAAACAAGCACAGACAUUUUAGAACACCAGAGCAAUAUGUUAGAUUUUUCUAAAAGACUGUGUACCAAGAAUAACAAACCACCCAGUGAAUUUUGUACAUUUAUAGAAUCUAUUCACCAGGAUUCAUGUAAAACCUGCUUUGCUAAGCAGGACCAAAGAGAUGCAAAGUCUAUACAUGUCCCCCAUGGGGACAAAGAGAACUCAGAGAGAAAAAUUGCUGUAGGAACUGACUGGGACAUUCCAAGAAAUGAAAGUUCAGAUAGUGCCCUUGGUGACAGUGAGAGUGAAGAUGCCAGUCAUGAUAUGACCAGACAGGGUAGUAACUAUUUUGGAGGAGACCGAGAAGACUGGGCAGAAGAGGAUGAAAUACCCUUUCCUGGGUCAAAAUUAAUUGAAGUGAGCUCUGUCAAGCCCAGCAUUGCCAAUUUUGGAAGGUCCUUGCUAGGUGGCUACUGUUCAUCUUAUGUACCUGAUUUUGUUUUGCAAGGAAUAGGAAAUGAUGAGAAACUUCGGCAGUGUUUAGUGUCAGACCUGUCCCAUGCUGUUCAGCAUCCAGUGUUGGAUGAACCCAUAGCAGAAGCUGUUUGUAUUAUUGCAGACAUGGAUAAGUGGACUGUACAAGUAGCCAGUAGCCAAAGACGAAUAACAGAUAAUAAGCUUGGAAAAGAAGUUUUAGUUUCUAGUCUUGUCUCCAAUUUGCUUCAUUCCACUCUACAGCUUUACAAGCAUAAUUUAUCUCCAAAUUUCUGUGUCAUGCACCUGGAAGAUCGACUGCAGGAGCUCUACUUCAAAAGUAAAAUGCUCUCUGAAUAUCUGAAGGGACAGAUGCGAGUCCAUGUCAAAGAGCUGGGCCUAGUACUAGGGAUUGAAUCCAGUGAUCUCCCUCUUCUGGCAGCUGUAGCAAGUACUCACUCUCCAUAUGUUGCUCAGAUACUCCUGUGAAAUGCCUGCAAACUAAGACACUAACUUGGAUAAAGAUAAGCAGAAGCAAAGGAGACAGGCACAAAAGGCAUAUAUUUGUGCCAACUUCUUCUUGAGACAUCAGAAUUGACUGAUCCACUGGUAGAGCUGACUGGGACUUCUGGAUUACACAUUCUACAAACAUCUUAUGACUUUUUUGUCUUAGGUAUUUGUUUCCAAAAUGGAACAUGAAAUAGUAUAAAUAAUAGUGAAAAGAAGGAGUCUGGAACAAACUAAUGGAGUUUUCUAUAAAGGUGAUUUUCAGAUGAUCCCUGCAACGUACCCACAAUUUAAAUAGAUUGAAAUAUGAUGUUGAAGCAGCUGCCUUGUGACUUAUUGUUAUUAUUCAAUAGCACAGAUGUCAAAGUUCAUUUUAAAAUCUGAACUCUUAAGGUACACCAAUUUGAAGCAUCUUGUUGAUUUUUCUUUAAGAGAAUAUCCAACUUGGAGCUGUUUCUCAAAAUACUUGUUUAUAACAGUACUCAGAAAAAACAUGUGAGUGUCUGUAUAUCAUAUGCACAAGUGUACAUAUAAAUAUCUCUUAGUUUCCUAAAAGGGCUGGGGAAGGAAGACAGAUAAGAUUUGUAAAUGUGACCUUUAUUUCUUGUGUUUUAACUAAUAUUAAUUGUCUGUCAAGUUGACAUCUUGCUUUAUAGUGAUACUUUUGUUUCACACUUUAAAAAAGAAAGGUGAAGCAAACAUUGAUCUUUAGGACUGAAGAGUAUGGGUUCCCAAAAUAGCAACAGUAUAUAACUUGAUAACUUUUUAUUUUGGUGGUAAGUGCAGGCUCUUUCCGCUUCCCUAUAUCUACAGCUAGUGAGAAAAUAGUAGGAAAAGAGAUCAAAUGCACCAAAGCAUUGGCAGAAGUACAGCUGUAAUCUUUUAAAAUGCUCAGGUA
Messenger RNA from Dromiciops gliroides (monito del monte), 4599 nucleotides. RefSeq names its product folliculin interacting protein 1 (gene FNIP1). Lineage: Eukaryota; Metazoa; Chordata; Mammalia; Microbiotheria; Microbiotheriidae. The record is from RefSeq and is a predicted model, not a curated record. The transcript has 18 exons. Gene Ontology annotation, cellular component: cytoplasm. The coding region runs from base 27 to 3683 and encodes 1218 amino acids. Gene Ontology annotation, molecular function: ATPase inhibitor activity; protein-folding chaperone binding.